Messenger RNA from Odocoileus virginianus texanus, 6115 nucleotides. The record is from RefSeq and is a predicted model, not a curated record. Lineage: Eukaryota; Metazoa; Chordata; Mammalia; Artiodactyla; Cervidae.
GAUAUUUGGGAUGGGCAGCUGGAAAAGGCCACUCUGAGUGAGAGUAGGGCAGAGACCUUGCUGGCUAGAGGGAAGCGAGUCCUGUGAAUUUCUGGGCUUCCUUUCUCAGCCUCCUGGCAAGUGUGAUUUCCAGGCAAUGAAUAUUCCUCCCCGAUAAAACAAAAGGAUGCUGGUUGGGGGCCUUGCUCUCCAUCCUGCAUAAGUUCACCCUUGACAAUAACAAUGUCUUUCAGACCCGACUAAGGUCUGUUACAUUCAGAUUGAACUUUAGUAGGAAGUUUUUAACUGUCUCCAAACCGGCUUCAUCACUGAAAACACUUAAAAUAGGGAAUAAGGCGGACAGUAACUGUUGAAAAUGUAACAAGCAGUAUUUACCAGUAACUGCAUGAGAAGAAGCACACUUAGAAUGGCAGACAUUUAAUACUGGUAAGUGUUGCUAUGGCUUGCAGUUGGGAGGGUUCUGAGGCCUUGGCUAAGGUGUAGCUCUCCAUUAAAAGCUUUCAAAAAGGAUCCACCUGGCAAAAAGCAUUGGCCUGUUGAUACUCUCUGCAUUAUAAUGAUAUGAUAGUUUGGGGUUUGAUUUAAGUCAGUAAUGGACUGCACACUGUCAGCUGAUGACUUCCGUGAGAAAGUCCAAACAGAAAUGAAAUAGGAAAAAGGAAAUCUGACCUAGGUAUUCACAACUCAUUUCACAGCUCCACAGAGGAAAGUGGUCAUCUUUGAAGUCCACCCCUACCCUCUCACCAAUCUCCAUACAACCUGAAGGCAGAGGAGAUCUACAUUAGAACUGUUUGGGAACCAUCUUCACAACUUGUGUUCUAGAUUUACCAACAUAGAGUAUAUUUCAAUAACAGAUCCUGUUGCAGUGUUUCCAAGCUAGUCUACUAGCAGAGCCAUUACAUUUUUGGGGGGCCUCUGCCACUUUAAAAAAGUAACUUAAAAAAAGCAGCUUUCUCAGCUGCCUUGCUUUGCAGCAGAGAUAACAGAAAUUGGCCACAGAGUUAUUCACUUGACUGCUCUAUUUAUAGCAACUUGUUUGUGUAUUUUUAAAUCACAGUUACAAUGGGCUAUUGUUCAGUUGUAUACUGUAGAAACAUAUAUGUUGCAAAUUACUUCCAAGGAAUCCUGAUGGUCUAAGGAUUUUUUUUUUCUAAUAUAACCUGAAAAAGAGAUAGGAUACCCAAGGAACUGGUGACCAUUUUAAGUUGCAUUUUAUAAACUGAUAAAGCUCUUAAAUAUUGCAUCUUUUUCUCUCUCUUCUUUUGGCAUAUUGCCUUGUGAUAAGGAGGCUAUUGUAGAAAUUAAAGUUUGUAGUUUUGAAGUGACUCAGUCUUUUGCUGCAGAUUGUAGUUUCUUCCUGGGCUUGCCUUGAGGUCCUGUUUUUGCUUCUAUUCCCCCUAUCGGUAGGCAACUAAUGCCAAGCUUCACUUUUCCUUAGUGUACAUAGAAAUAUUAACAGCUCAGAAACAAGAUUAGCCAUGAGUAUCAGCAUAGUCCUUGUGUUUGAAUAAUUAUAUUCACUUAACAACUCUUAUUCAUGUACUUGAUUGAGUGCAUCCCGUGACCUGGUUCCUUUUCUUUGGAUGUUAUUUACUGAUAAAAAUAAAUCUGCGCUAAAAGCAGGAGGAACCUCUCCGAAAUGCAAGGCAAGUCCUAAGAGGAGAAUUCAUAUGUUAAUGAGCCCUUCCAAGUGAGAACUUGGUUAAACGUGCCAUUUGCUGACAUCAUUGUUAUGGGCAGAGAGGAGAUGAUUUCUCUAAGAGGUGUCCUUGCAUAUGCUCCCAGCGUUUUCUGGCCCGCGCGUGCACCUGCGGGAGGGGGAAGUUUACAUAAGCGUCCUGGGGUAUUUGCAUCUCGGCUUUAACACUCACUAGGGCUCCCGGGAAUGGAGCGGGCGGACCGAGGUAGGAGCUCGAGCCACGAGGCUGGCCAAGUGGGUGGGUAACUCUUCGAGGAAUCGUUCGUGCGCGGGACCUUGUGGAGACCUGCCAGGCGCACGGUCAGCAGUGACAGUUCCUGGAAAGCGGGUGGCAGCGGGAUCUGGCCGGUAAGAGAAAUGUGUCGAUGUUUAGAAAGCCUCCCCUCAGUUGAGACAUGAAUGAAAUGCACCUGCGUGAAAUGAUGUCUUGUGUAAAAGCAGCCACGGUCUGAUGUCCUGUGACUGAGAAGCCAGCUGUUGACUCUGUUAUGAUGCCUUUGGAGAUGGAGCCCAAAAUGAGCAAACUUGCCUUUGGAUGCCAGCGGAGCUCCACAUCAGAUGAUGACUCGGGCUGCGCGCUGGAGGAGUACGCCUGGGUGCCCCCAGGCCUCAGACCCGAGCAGAUCCAGCUCUAUUUUGCUUGCUUACCAGAGGAAAAGGUUCCUUAUGUUAACAGCCCUGGAGAGAAGCACCGAAUUAAACAGCUUUUGUACCAGUUGCCACCACAUGAUAAUGAGGUGCGGUACUGCCAGACUUUGAGUGAGGAGGAGAAAAAAGAACUGCAAGUGUUCAGUGCGCAGCGGAAGAAAGAAGCACUAGGAAGAGGAACAAUUAAACUUCUGUCCAGAGCAGUAAUGCAUGCCGUGUGCGAGCAGUGUGGGCUGAAGAUAAACGGAGGUGAAAUUGCAGUGUUUGCCUCGCGAGCGGGCCCGGGAGUGUGCUGGCACCCAUCCUGUUUUGUCUGCUUCACGUGCAGUGAGCUGCUGGUCGACCUCAUCUAUUUUUAUCAGGAUGGAAAAAUUCACUGUGGCCGGCACCAUGCUGAGCUGCUCAAACCCCGGUGUUCAGCAUGUGACGAGAUAAUUUUUGCUGACGAGUGCACAGAAGCUGAGGGUCGGCAUUGGCACAUGAAACACUUCUGCUGCCUGGAGUGCGAGACGGUCCUGGGGGGACAGAGGUACAUCAUGAAGGACGGCCGCCCAUUCUGCUGCGGCUGCUUCGAGUCCCUGUAUGCAGAGUACUGCGAGACGUGCGGGGAGCACAUCGGUGUGGACCACGCGCAGAUGACCUAUGAUGGGCAGCACUGGCAUGCCACAGAGGCCUGCUUUUCCUGUGCCCAGUGUAAAACCUCUCUGUUGGGAUGCCCCUUCCUCCCCAAACAAGGCCAGAUUUAUUGCUCUAAGACAUGCAGCCUCGGUGAAGACGUGCAUGCCUCCGAUUCUUCCGACUCUGCGUUCCAGUCGGCUCGGUCAAGAGACUCCAGGAGAAGUGUCCGGAUGGGCAAGAGCAGCCGGUCAGCAGACCAGUGUCGUCAGUCACUCCUUCUGUCCCCUGCUCUGAACUACAAGUUUCCUGGCCUGUCAGGCAAUGCUGACGACACCCUAUCUCGGAAGCUGGACGAUCUGAGCCUUUCCAGGCAAGGAGCAAGUUUUGUCAAUGAAGAAUUUUGGAAAGGCAGAGUAGAGCACGAAACCCCAGAAGACCCUGAAGAAUGGGCAGAGCAUGAAGAUUAUAUGACACAGCUCCUCCUCAAGUUUGGUGAUAAAAGUCUCUUUCAGCAGCAGCCCAGUGAGAUGGACAUUCGAGCCAGUGAGCAUUGGAUAGCUGAUAACAUGGUUAAAAAUAAGACUGAGUUAAAGCAAAACAACCAGAGCCUUGCAAGUAAAAAAUACCAAUCUGAUAUGUAUUGGGCACAGUCACAAGAUGGACUGGGAGAUUCUGCUUAUGGCAGCCACCCAGGCCCUGCGAGCAGUCGAAGACUCCAGGAAUUGGAUCUGGACCAUGGGGCUUCAGGAUACAAUCACGAUCAGACACAGUGGUAUGAAGAUUCCCUGGAGUGCUUGUCGGACCUGAAACCAGAGCAAAGUGUUCGGGAUUCUAUGGAUUCUUUGGCUUUGUCUAAUAUCACAGGGGCGUCAGUGGAUGGAGAAAGCAAGCCGAGGCCAUCAUUGUAUUCUCUGCAAAACUUUGAGGAAAUAGAGACAGAAGACUGUGAGAAAAUGAGCAAUAUGGGGACUUUGAACUCUUCCAUGCUGCACAGGAGCACAGAGUCCUUGAAGAGCCUCAGUUCAGAGUUGUGUCCAGAAAAAAUCCUGCCCGAGGAGAAACCACUUCACCUGCCAGUGCUCCGAAGGUCCAAGUCUCAGUCCAGGCCACAGCAGGUCAAGUUUUCAGAUGAUGUCAUUGACAAUGGAAGCUACGAGAACAUCGAAAUCCGGCAGCCGCCAAUGAGUGAGAGAACUCGGAGACGGGUGUACCAUUUUGAAGAGAGGGGACCCAGGUCCCAUCACCAUCGCCGCAGGAGAAGUAGGAAGUCCCGCUCAGACAAUGCCCUGAACCUUGUCACAGAAAGAAAGUACUCUCCCAAGGACAGGCUGCGGCUCUACACCCCCGAUAACUACGAAAAGUUUAUCCAGAACAAGAGUGCCCGGGAAAUCCAGGCCUACAUCCAGAAUGCUGACCUCUAUGGGCAGUACACCCACGCCGCUUCUGACUACGCCCUGCAGAACCCGGGGGGGCCGCGCUUUCUAGGCCUCUAUGGGGAGGACGAUGGCUCCUGGUGCUCCUCCUCCACCUCCUCCUCCUCUGACUCAGAAGAAGAAGGGUAUUUUCUUGGACAGCCAAUUCCUCAGCCCCGGCCGCAGAGAUACGCCUACUACACAGACGACCUUUCUAGUCCAACUUCUGCACUCCCCACGCCUCAGUUUGGUCAGAGGACAACUAAAUCCAAGAAGAAAAAGGGACACAAGGGCAAAAACUGUAUUAUUUCUUAAUGUAGUAGCUGCGGAGAUUGUAUUUAAACUUAGCCAUUAACCACCUUAAAUCAUAUCUUUUUUCUUCCAUAGGAAAGUUGCUAAAAUAGAUUCAAGUGCUUUGCCCAUGUAAAUGAGACCCCGACUGCUGUUUACAGUGUCAGAUUAACCUUUGGAAGGUGUGAUUUCUCCACUUAACCCUCCUUGGAUGGUGCCAGGUAGACAUGACCUUGUGUGUCUGUUGGGUGCAUCACAAUUUGACACAGCUGCUUUGGUCUCCAAACCUCGAGAGAUCCGCGAGAAGCUGUUGAGAGGUGACUGGAUGGGGGUGUUGAUUUUUAGACAAUGGAGAACUUGAGCCACCUUUGUCAAGCAGUAGUGUUUGUCGUUUGUCUGCACCAGGUUGACCCAGGUCCUGACAGUCUGUCCAGUCGUGUGGCAUGCACGUAGUCAUGUGACCCAGCCAACACUGUGCGUCCCACUGUGCAAGGCCACCUCAUCCCCUUCCAGCCCUUAUUAGCCAGGUAAACAUUAUAUUAGCUCCAGCUACAGAUCGAAAAGAACAUUGCUAUUUAUAAUGUAGUAUUUCAUAGACUUAAGUGUAUUCCUAAUUUAACGGUGCAAAUAUUAAUGUACAUACUGUACAGUUCAGAUUUUAAAGCUGAUAUUUUUAUAUCCCUGAAAUGUAAGAUGUUUGUUACACUGCAGUGCUAGAUUUGUUAGGGAACCAGAAACAGCAUUUAUGGAUGAAAUGAUUGCUUGUAUCUUAGUCAGGGUUUAUAAGUUUAGAUGGUCAAAUGUAUAUUGCCUAGUGAUGCAAAGUUCUUUUUUUUUUUUUUUCAAUUUUUCAACAUUAAAAAGGCUCUGUAUGCAUGGUGGGGCUAUGUAAAUACUCUUUAAAACUAUGGCCCUAUUAAUCUUACAAGUGUUAUUUAUGGGUCAAGCAAUGUAAACUGUAUAAAUGUAAAAACAAACAAAAAUAAUCUCCCCACACAUACCCCUGGAAUAUAUAUAUGGUUAAAAACAAGGAGAAGCUGUUUGGGUGAAUAUUUUUUUCCCCUUGGGGAUGGCAGGGGGUGCCUUACCCGUUUUCAGCAAGGUAGUGAUUAUCUCAAGGAAAAAGACCAACAAACUACAAGGAUCUGCUCUCUGUGGCAGAGUGCUUUGUAGGUUGAUUCCUUUUCACCCCUCCCUUCCAGCUAAUUUGUUGGCCUUCUGGUUAUGUUUUUCUUUUAAAAUCUUUAAAUUAGAGGAUUCUGUGCUGCUGGCUACUUAAAGUUAAUCUGGGGUUCUGUUUCAAGGGGGAAUUACAUUGGAUUUGAACUGACAAGCUAGUACUUCGAUAUGGGUCAUUCUUACCCAUGUAUUUCAGUCCUAACUUAGUGUCCUAGUGGUAUCUCAGACCUUUAGGAAGGUAUUUAAUAAAUGCUUAAUCAAUAACAAA